Molecule: messenger RNA, 735 nt
Organism: Apiotrichum porosum
Lineage: Eukaryota; Fungi; Basidiomycota; Tremellomycetes; Trichosporonales; Trichosporonaceae
Exons: 3
Coding region: 1-735 (244 amino acids)
Molecular function (GO): oxidoreductase activity
Source: RefSeq, a predicted model, not a curated record
AUGGCCGACAUUACAAAGCUGACAAUCGAUGUCACUUCCGACUACCUGUGCCCAUUCUGCCUGCUUGGCAUGAAGCAGCUCGAGAUUGCCGUGGCAAAGUACCACCAGCAGUACCCCGGUGUCGAGUUCAACAUCCGGCUGCACCCGUUCCAGCUGAACGGUCUCUUGACCGAGACGCCCGUGUCGCGUCGUGAAUGGGGCGAGAAGAAGUUUGGCGCCGAGCGUUGGGCGGCCGUCUCUGCCAGCCUGCGCGACAAGUUCCGCGGCGUCGGCAUCGAGCCCGCCACCGACAGCUACAUGUCGUCGUCGCACCUCGCCCACCGCCUGACCGAGUACGCGCACGAGGUCAAGCCUGCGUCGCAGCUUGGCGUGGCCAUGGACCUGUUUGCGCUGUACCACAUCAACGGCACGCACCUGUCCGACAAGGCCGCGCUGGCCACGCUCGCCACCAAGCACGGCCUGUUCAAGAACCCCGACGAGGCCCGCGUGUGGCUCGACGGCCCCGGAUCCGACCUCACCGUCAAAAAGGCCUACCAGCGCGCCCAGCGUAACGGCAUCACGGGCGUCCCCUUCUUCGUCUUCCAGGACAAGUACGCCGCCAGCGGCGCCAUGGGCGUCGACGAGUUUGUCAACAUCAUCACCGAGAUUACAAAGCGCGAAAAGUCCUCGUCCCCACAGCCAAUGGCCGUCACUGGCGACCAGUGUAUCAUCCAGAACCCCCAGUUGCCUGUCUAA